Molecule: messenger RNA, 1114 nt
Organism: Polistes dominula (European paper wasp)
Lineage: Eukaryota; Metazoa; Arthropoda; Insecta; Hymenoptera; Vespidae
Biological process (GO): regulation of transcription by RNA polymerase II
Cellular component (GO): nucleus
Molecular function (GO): DNA-binding transcription factor activity, RNA polymerase II-specific; sequence-specific double-stranded DNA binding
Source: RefSeq, a predicted model, not a curated record
CAAUCUCGAGUGAAUAUAUGUGUGUUGGACAUAACAUCGAGUCGGGCAAGGAUUUCACGGUAGACGGUCUAUCUGGUUUUAGUAAAAAGAAGAAGAAGAAACGUCGUCAUAGCUCCAGGACGAUCUUCACGUCCCAGCAGCUGGAGGAGCUGGAGGCAGCGUUCAAAGAAGCCCAUUAUCCCGACGUCUAUGCUCGCGAGAUGCUCAGCCUUAGGACGGAUCUGCCCGAAGACAGGAUACAGGUUUGGUUUCAAAAUCGGAGAGCUAAAUGGCGCAAAACUGAAAAAUGCUGGGGUAGAAGUACCAUAAUGGCGGAAUAUGGUUUAUACGGUGCGAUGGUUCGACAUUCUUUGCCACUUCCAGAGACUAUUUUGAAGAGUGCUAAAGAAAACGAAUCGGUAGCUCCAUGGUUGCUUGGGAUGCACCGAAAGUCGAUCGAAGCGGCGGAACACCUCAAAUCUGGUGGCGAGGACAGCGGAAACGACCAUAACGGGAGCGGAAGUAGCCCUCAUCAUAAUCAUCACCAGGGUGGACCUACCAGUUCCGAGAGUGGACAAGAAAGCCAAGAUGGUAUGGGGCCGUCUUCCUCGACAGGAGUCGUACAGGACACAGAACAACUAAGGAACGAGAGCAUCGCUUGCUUGAGGGCGAAAGCUCAGCAACAUCAAUUGCAACUGAGCUUGCAACCAACAGCAACUCCAACAGGCAGCUCUUAUCAGACAGGAUCGCAAUCGAGCACACUCCAUGCUACGGUUUAAUCAUUCUCGUCAAAGUUUUUCAUCUCGGUUCUCGAAAAAGAAAAAUGAAAGAAAGAAAAAAGGGUGAAGAAACAUUGACGACGACAUUAGUCCUGGACGAUUCGACUAAUCGUCGAAUAAAAGAACAAAAAAAUGGAAAAGGAAGAAGUAACAAGAAAAUAACACUACUACAUUUCCUCUCAUUCUAUAACGAACGUAAGGAAAUGACAAAAAAGAAAAUAAAAUAAGACAGAAUAAUAAAAAAACGAAGUCAAAUACGUUCGAAGAAGAAGAUCGAGAUCUCGUUAUAUGAAUCGAUCAUUAAAAUAUAUUUUCUAAUUGAUGUGAAGAUAUAUUAAUGAUACUAUAUAUAUAUG